This is a messenger RNA of Schistosoma mattheei, 789 nucleotides long. NCBI's taxonomy places the organism in Eukaryota, Metazoa, Platyhelminthes, Trematoda, Strigeidida, Schistosomatidae. The record is from the annotation of a GenBank genome assembly.
AUGAGAAUGGUAAAAGCAAACAGCGGACAUAAUUUCGAACUUCUUCAAGAGAAGCUUGAUAAACAGACGGAUGCAUUGGAACGUAAAAUGUUAGAUGUAAAGCCGUGGUAUUUACAAGGUGAAGUUGCAGCUACUAGACGAAACGAGAAUACUUUGCUUGAAGAACACUUUGACGUACAACGCCACGGUCUUUUCAAGCCAGAUGUUCAUGACGAAGCUGCUAUAAAUGACUACAUUAUAAAAGCCAUCAAAAAAGAUCCUGUUUUCAAAGUUAAGGAAGUUAAAGGGCCUUCUAAAGAAAUCCCAUUACAAAAUGUUGUUCAGAAGUCACUGGUAGAGGAGUAUGAAAGUUUUCUCAAGAGAAAUCAGAUUCUUGAAGAAGACCAAGGAGACCCUCAAAAGAAUGCAAUCCAAGCUGAAAUGUUGGAGCUCUUCGACAAAUUAGAUAGACUUUCUAGUCUGCAUUUUGUGCCACAUAAGUACAUACCCGCUUCCACGUCUGCUAAGAAUGAUGCAGCAUCAAAAUUAGAAGAACCUGGACCCACAGUCGUCUCAACAGCCAAUCUCCUAGCUCCAGAAGAGAUUUGCCCACCAAGAGGUGAAAUACUUAUUGGUAAAAAUGAGCGCACUCUUGCUGACCGUCGGCGACAUCGUCGAAAACUAAUGAGGAUAAGAUCGAAACAACUUAAUCCCCCGAAGAAGGGGAAAGUAGAUGAACAGCAAAUGGCCAUGGCCAAAGUGACCAAAAUGGCACACCGACCGAAUUCUAACAUUAAAAUUGUAAAGUAA